UAGUGUUGUGUAGUCGCAAAAGCAAAUUAAUUAAUAUGAGUGCUUAAAUUACAAUUAAAAUUACGUGAAAACACACGCUUGCGCGUUAAACUCGUAUAUUCGCUAUAUAUAAACUGAACGCCUGCUUGGCAAUUGGAGACGCGCCCCCAACGCGUAGCUCAUGUGCAUGUGUGUGUGUGUGUGUGUGUGCACGAUGUAACUACAAAUGGAUAAAAGCAGAGGUCAAAAGUGCACGCAGGCAAGAAAAAAGGGCAAAUCCAGUGGUCAGCAAAUGCUAGUUGUGACGUAAAUGGCAGACUGCGCUUUAAAUUCGCUUAUUGGUUGUGACCAAUUGGGCGGAACAUAAAACGGGACUCGGUGGCAAUUGUUUUUGUUAUGCACAGCGCACGUAUAUCGAUGCGAGUAUGUCUCAAAUUUUGUUGCAAACGCAUAAUGACAAGCAUAAACACGAGCUAAAAAUCCGAAGCUCCAAACAAAAUAUUUGCACCUGCUCACACUACAAAGUAAAUAAAAACCAAAACAAACAAAAGCAACAAUAAAAAAAAUGAUGUUGAACAAAUACGAAAUCUAUCAACGCACAAACAACAUGUUUCCCCACCAACAACAGCAACAACAACAACAACAACAACAACAGCAACAGCAACAACAACAUCAUCAGCAGAUCCUAGCAUCGCAACAUCUACAGCAGCAACAGCUCACCCACUCGCACCCCCACCCCCACGCCCAGCCGCAGCUGCACUCGCUGUCCCAUUCACUCUCCCCGCUGCAGUACAUUGGCAGCGCUGCGGGCAGCACUGCAGCAGAGCUGGCCGCUGCCGCCGCAAUGUUGGCUGCAAGCAAAGCCGAACGCGAGUCGAUACACUCGGGUCAGUUUAUGGUCUCACAUUUUGAGGCCGAGGAGGCGCAGGAUGAUCUCGAGGACGAUGGCGAGGUCAAGAUGUUGGACCCGGAGGAUCCGAGCCUUGAUAAAGCCGGCGAGGCGACUAACACCUGCCGCGACGUGCAGCUCUAUGUGCCACAGACUGUGGCGCAUUUUCCGCGCAUGGAUCUGGAUCGCGAGUGCGAUGAGAACAGCAUGGGCAUGAUCACCUCCCACCUGGAGAUCGAGACGUCGCUGACCAAGCUCUUCAAGUGCAUGAACCUGGCCUACAGUCAAAAGCUCACAUCGCCCAAAUGGAAUCAUUUUAAAGGCGUGCGUUUGCGCUGGAAGGACAAAAUACGUCUUAACAAUGUCAUCUGGCGAUGUUGGCACAUGCAAUUUAUACAAAAGCGGAGAACGCCGGUGUGUCAAUUCGCAUCGCCGCUGGACGUUGACAUACAUAGUAAUCCCCAAACCGUUGUGCUUGAGGGAAAAUACUGGAAACGUCAUGCAGCUGUCAUCAAAGCCGAAUACAGAAAAUGGCGCAAAAAUUAUAAAUCAAAAGCAACUGGCUGCUUGACUUAUGAUUCGAAAAGUGAAUUGGACUUUUUGGAAUGGUCACCGCUGAACGAUAGAAACUUAAUGCCAGACGACUGGACAACGGAUACAUUGUUCUCGGCAAUAAAUGGACCAUUUCCCUUUCCAGAUUCAAGAGAGAUCGCACGCGGUGCAGGCAUUGCGGACUUUAUACAGCCAAGUCUGGGCCCGCUGCAGCCGAAUUUAGAUGAUAUCGACAUUACCUUCUCAGAUUUGCUGACCACCACCGGCUCGCGCCUGCCACCCGUGCCCGAGGAGGGCACCGAUGCGGAGAUGCUCAAGAACGACGACUAUUGCCUGCAGGCAAUUGUUGGUGCUCCGCACACGCUCUACAGCAGCGACAAUAUGAUGGAAGUGGUGGCCAGCAGCAGUGGCGGCAAUGCUCAAGUGGACGCCAACAUGCUGGAGCUGAACACGCCCAUCAGCAACAUGCCCUAUGGCGACAUCGAGCAACAGUUUGUGGCGGCACGGCAACAGGCAGUCAGCGAUUCACAACAGCAACAACAACAGCAGCAACAACAGCAGCAGCAGCAGCAACAGCAACAACAGUUGCUGGGCGAGAGCCAAUCGCCACGUUUGCAUACAGUAAAACAUUUUGGGGCCAUCAGCAGCAAUGACAGCAGCAAUCGCUGUUCCGCCAGCGAGAGUUUCUCGAGCAAGAGCGUCAUCAACGGACGCAUUGCCAAGAAUACGCAGCGUUUAAUUCGACGCGAGCCGCACAACUACGACAAGGCGCAACCGACGCUGCAUCAGACGACCAUCUAUCAGCAGAUGCUGGCCGAGCAGCAGAAGAAUCAGCAGCAGCAUCUCAGCGCGGGCGCUGUCUUGCAGGCCUUUCAGACACCCCAACAGCAACAGCAACAGCAGCAGCAACAACAACAACAGCAGCAAUUGCAGCAGCAACAACAGCAGCCGCGUUUGCACUUUCCCACGCAGCAGCAGCAGCAACAGCAACAAAAUUCUUACAAUACCCAAAGUUUUUUGAGCAACUAUUCGGACAGCUAUCAGCAACAGCAGCAACAGUUGCCGUCACAGCAGCAGCAGCAACAGCAACAGCAGCAACUUAGCGUCAAGGUGGAGCCGCACCAGGCGGAUGUGUUGUCGUUGCUUAGCGAUGGGCCCUACAACUCCAUCAGCUACAAGCCCUAUCCGCAAUUCAAGAAAUCCGCAUCCACAGGCACCUUUUUGAAUGUGCCGCGCGUCCCGCAACAGCAGCAACAACAGCCGCAGCAACAACAAAGCUAUUUGCAACAAGAACAACAGCAGCCGCAGCUGCAGCUGCAACAAUCGCUGCCCUUGGGCCUAGGUCUAAGCACACAGCAGCUCAUGCAGCUGACACGCCAGCAACAGGCAGCCAAUACACAGCAACAGCAACAACAGCAGCAGCAACAUAUGCAGCUGCAACAGCAAACGGUAGCUAGUCUGCUGCUACCUCAACAACAACAACAACAGCAACAACAACAACAGCAGCAGCAGCAGCAACCUGCUGUCAGCGUAGCCUCCUGGGCGACGCCCAACAGCAGCAUCUUGCCCAAGGAAAUGCAUCGCUCCAACAGCCUCCCCCUAAACGUGUCGCUGCCGAAGCUCAUCCAUCACGAACAGCAGCAGCAACAGCAGCAACAAUUCGCAGUGCCCAAGUACCAUGCCAAGGGGAAGUCCCGCGUGCGCAGCAAUUCCAUGCACCAGCAGCACACAGUUGUUGCCGCCGGCGGCGGCUCGCCCGUCAACAAUGGACACGGCAACAGCAGCAGCAACCUGCUUGUCACCCAACAAAUGCAACAGGCAACCAGCGAUCCCAUGCUCAACAGCACGCUCGCCCAGCUGCUAACGUCGAAUACACGCCUGCAGGCAGCCGUGGCCAACAAAACACAGCAGUCAAAUUCUUCCGCCAAUGCCAUAGCCAGCGGCAGCAGCAACAACCAUCAGCAGCAGCAGCAGCAGCAAUCGCUGUACGUCAGCAAUGCAUCAACGUCGCCGCUGUCGGUGCCCGUGCCGACGCACCAGCAUUCACCAAAGAAGUCCGCCUCGUUGCCAGUUGCGAUUUCUGCACCGGCGCUACACAGUCCGCCUGGAGCGAAGAUGCUCGGCUUUGGGCAGGGCAACAAUCCCAAUUUGGGCAGCAGUCUGAGCUUGUCGCCGGACUCGCCGUUCCACGACUCACAGGACUCGCCGCUGCCGUUGUCGCCGACGACCAGCCUCAAGUAUCUGCCACGGGAUACACAGCGUCGCGCCGGCCACAUCCAUGCGGAACAGAAGCGACGCUAUAAUAUUAAGAACGGCUUUGAUACCCUGCACGCGCUCAUACCCCAGCUGCAGCAGAAUCCCAAUGCGAAGCUAAGCAAAGCGGCGAUGCUCCAGAAGGGCGCCGAUCACAUCAAACAGCUGCGCCAGGAGCGCAAUGUACUCAAGGACAAGAUCGAGGCGUUGCGAAUGGAGCGCGAUGCUUUAAACAACUCCCUCAUGCACCUGCACUCGGUGCUGCCUGCGAACGGUGCACCCGUUACAAGGCAGGGCACGGAGCAUGUGCGUCAGCUAUAUGAGGUCUAUGUACGCUACAAUACGAUGAACGAUUGGAAGUUUUGGAUUCUGGGUCUCAUUCUGGAGCCCUUAUUGGCCUCUUACACGUCGACCGUUUCCAGCGCCAGUUUGGAUGAACUGCGUCGCACCGCCUUUCUCUGGGUGGAUCAGCACUGUUCGCUUAUAGAUCUGCGACCUGCUGUUACGAACAAAUUAAAGUACCUAUCGAUGCACACGGACAUUGUCUCGGAGCCGCCCAGCACGCUGCAGGAGGAAGUGGCUAAGGCUCUGCAGAACACCAGUGGGCAGCAUCCGAAUCUGCAUGGCUCCUAACCGUUGUUGCUGCUCGUGAUAUGAAUUUAAACCAAUUGCUACACUAAAUCCAAUGUCAAUGCAAACCGUUCGCCCUGCUGGCAGCUACACAUUGUACAAAUUGCCCCGCGCGGGGGCAGAAAAUGCCACAACAGCCACCAGCAGACGCCGCUGCAACUGCAACUGCAGCUGGCGCAAAGCUAAGCAGCAUAUAGUGCCUAUAAUUCUAUGACUUAAGUGUAAAAUAAACGUAACGAUUUUACAAUUUUUUCAAAAAA
This is a messenger RNA of Drosophila virilis, 4563 nucleotides long. RefSeq names its product MLX interacting protein mondo (gene Mondo). Gene Ontology annotation, molecular function: RNA polymerase II cis-regulatory region sequence-specific DNA binding; protein dimerization activity; DNA-binding transcription factor activity, RNA polymerase II-specific. Gene Ontology annotation, biological process: regulation of transcription by RNA polymerase II. Lineage: Eukaryota; Metazoa; Arthropoda; Insecta; Diptera; Drosophilidae. Gene Ontology annotation, cellular component: nucleus. The record is from RefSeq and is a predicted model, not a curated record.